AUGUCGCUCAGCAACGAUACCCGGCCCAGAGUGGACGGUCAUGUACAACCUCAGCUGGUCAGGAAACCGCCCUUUUCUGUCGAAGUUCCGGGCUACGAGAAGAAGGAGGGUGAAACAAUCCCACGACGAAACCCUUUAGCGAAGGACAAGCUCAUCACAAUACCGUCGGACGAUGUCACGACCAUAUAUGAGAAUCUCACCCGUGCUUCUGCCAAGUUCGGAAAUGCAAAAGCCAUUGGGACGAGGAAGAUCAUUAGAACUCACGUCGAGAACAAAAAGAUCAAGAAGAUCGUGGACGGCCAGGAACAGGAAGUGGAAAAGAAGUGGACCUACUACGAGCUCAGCGGCUACAGCUACAUCAGCUUCAUCGAGUACGAAAGGCUGGCCCACGACUACGGCUCUGGACUGCGGCACCUGGGAAUCACAAAGGAGAACAAGAUGCACCUCUACGGCGCCACCAGCGCCCACUGGCUCGCCAUGUCCCAUGCCGCAGCCUCUCAAUCCAUCCCCAUUGUCACGGCCUACGACUCUCUCGGCGAGGAGGGGCUGAGGCAUUCACUUAUUCAGACAAAGUCCGUGGCUAUCUUCCUGGACCCGAACUUGAUUCCUGCCGUGAUCAAAGUGCUCAAGGACGCCAAGGACGUCAAAUCCAUCAUCUACAACACAGAACCCACGCCCAAACCAGAAGAGCUCGAAAAGUUGAAAACGGAAUUCCCAGACCUCCAAGUUCUCAGCAUCGACGAAUUACGCAAGUCCGGCGCCGAUAACCCGGUUGAGCCUGUUCCGCCGAGCCCUGAAGAUCUGGCCUGCAUCAUGUAUACAUCCGGCUCCACGGGCCCUCCCAAAGGUGUCACCAUCAAACACAAGGCGGUGGUGGCUGCCAUGGCCGGCGUCCAGAGCAUAGUUGCCCCAUACAUUUCUACGGCGGAUGCGCUCUUGACUUACUUGCCUCAAUCCCACAUCUUUGAAUACAUGUUCGAAAAUGUCUGUUUGUUCUGGGGUGGUACUAUGGGUUAUGGCAACCCUAAGACUUUGUCCGAUGCCUCUGUUCGCAACUGCAAAGGGGACAUCCGAGAAUUCAGACCUACGAUCUUGAUUGGAGUGCCUGCUGUUUGGGAGAGCGUCAAGAAAGGCAUCCUUGCUAAAAUCAACAGCGGCUCUUUCGUUGUGAAAAACAUGUUUUGGGGUGCCUUGUCUUUGAAGCAAAUCCUUCUCGGAGCGAAACUUCCUGGGGCUGGUCUGCUCGAUGCCAUUGUAUUCAAGAAGCUGAAAGAUGCCACUGGCGGCCGCCUUCGCAUUGCUUUCAAUGGUGGAGGCCCCAUUUCCCAAGACACUAUCAAAUUCAUCAGCUACGCUAUCACUCCCAUGAUAUCGGGCUAUGGCCUCACGGAGACCUCGGCCAUGGGCGCUAUUCAGGACCCUCUAGCGUGGGAUCCUCAUGCAUUAGGUGACAUUCCAGGCUGUAUCGAGAUCAAGUUGGUCGAUUUCCCAGACGCCGGCUACUUCUCGACAAACAAACCCCCUCAGGGCGAAAUCUGGAUUCGUGGGCCUUCUGUUACGGAAGGCUACUGGGACAAUGAGCAGGAAACAAAAGAGGCCAUCACGGAGGACAAAUGGUUCAAGACAGGCGACAUCGGAGAAUUCAAUGCCAAUGGUCAUUUACUCAUCAUCGACCGGAAGAAGAAUCUAGUCAAGACGUUGAACGGAGAGUAUAUUGCGCUAGAGAAGCUGGAGUCUGCAUAUCGUACCUCUCCUCUAGUCGGGAACAUUUGCGUUUUCGCGGCUGAGGACAAGGCGAAGCCAGUCGCCAUCAUUGUGCCGGUCGAAGCCGUAUUGAAAAAACUUGCGGCCGCGAACGGGAUCAAGGGAGAGCACCUGGAAGAAAUGGUCCACGACAAGAAGCUCAACUCGAUUGUCUUGAAGGAGGUCCAGAAAGCUGGACGCGAAGUUGGUCUUGCCGGCAUCGAACUGAUCGACGGUGUGGUCUUAGCGGACGAGGAGUGGACUCCACAAAAUGGCUUUAUAUCACCCGCACAAAAGCUUCAACGGAAGAAGAUCCAAGCCCACUACAAAAAGGAGAUUCAGAAAGCGUACGGCAACUGA
Molecule: messenger RNA, 2103 nt
Organism: Capronia epimyces CBS 606.96
Lineage: Eukaryota; Fungi; Ascomycota; Eurotiomycetes; Chaetothyriales; Herpotrichiellaceae
Product: long-chain acyl-CoA synthetase
Exons: 3
Coding region: 1-2103 (700 amino acids)
Biological process (GO): long-chain fatty acid metabolic process; long-chain fatty-acyl-CoA metabolic process
Cellular component (GO): plasma membrane; lipid droplet; endoplasmic reticulum
Molecular function (GO): long-chain fatty acid-CoA ligase activity
Source: RefSeq, a predicted model, not a curated record